UCGAACAAAAUAUGUGCACAGCGCGUGCCGGGACCCUGUAGUUCGGGAACCCUCGACGGUCGGCACUAAACGUAUCCAGGCCAUCGGGCGACCAGUCCAACUUUAACUCCUGGGACCGUGAAGUCGCUGGCGUCGAUGCCGGCGAUCGACACGGAGAACUGGAAGUGGGAGAACGCCGCUGCCGGGGCCGUCGCCGGCUUCGCCACCGUUGCAGCCCUCCAUCCUCUCGACGUCGUUCGUACGAGGUUCCAAGUAACCGAUGGGCGAGUCACUAAUUUGCCACUCUACAAGAACACGGCCCACGCCAUUUACACCAUUGCGCGAACGGAGGGUUUGAGAGGGCUCUAUGCAGGAUUCUAUCCUGCAGUUUUUGGAUCUACUCUUUCAUGGGGACUGUACUUCUUCUUCUAUAGCAGAGCAAAGCAUAGGUACUGCAAGGGGAAUGAUAGGCAGCUCAGCCCUGGAUAUCAUCUUGUUUCAGCUGCAGAAGCUGGUGCUUUGGUAUGCUUGUGUACGAAUCCUAUUUGGCUUGUGAAAACAAGAUUGCAGCUUCAAACAUCCCAGCAUUAUCAACCAUAUUCUGGGUUUUCUGAUGCUUUGAGAACCAUUUUAAAAGAGGAAGGAUGGCGUGCACUUUAUAAAGGAAUUGGACCUGGACUUUUGCUUGUUACUCAUGGUGCAAUACAGUUCACGGUUUAUGAGGAACUCCGCAAAUUUGCUGUGCACUUCAAGGUUAAAGAAGGAAGGACAAACCUCAUUAAUGGUGAUAAUUUAUUGAAUUCUUUUGACUAUGCUACACUUGGGGCUUCCUCUAAAAUUGGUGCCAUUUUACUCACAUACCCCUAUCAGGUCAUUCGGGCCCGAUUACAGCAAAGACCUGGUAGUGAUGGAAUCCCGAAAUUUAGGGACAGUUGGCACGUGGUAAGGGAAACUGCAAGGUUUGAAGGCAUUCGCGGGUUUUACAGGGGCAUCACAUCGAACCUUUUGAAAAAUAUUCCAGCUGCUUCCAUAACAUUUGUUGUGUACGAAAAUGUACUCAAACUACUUAGGAUAGCCCAGGGACAGAAUUGAGUUUUAUUUAUUAACUGUGUUUCUUUCUAUAAUGUGUUUUUCUUUCAAUUGAUAUUUGCAUCAUUAUAAAUUGUAUACGAGAUAUGGAUAGGGAAUUUUUUCUUGGUGAUAUUACUGACUACAUCAAGAAAAUCUCAGGUGUUUCAACUACUUCAGCCGUGUAUAUUUAGUUGUGCUAGUUUAGUUCAGGUGAUA
Messenger RNA from Phoenix dactylifera (date palm), 1266 nucleotides. It is a transcript of the gene FOLT1, whose product is annotated as folate transporter 1. NCBI's taxonomy places the organism in Eukaryota, Viridiplantae, Streptophyta, Magnoliopsida, Arecales, Arecaceae. The record is from RefSeq and is a predicted model, not a curated record. Gene Ontology annotation, biological process: nucleotide transport; transmembrane transport.